CGUUCGUUCGUUAAGUUGGAUUUGAACUGUCGCGGCAAGUGUACCGUGUGUUGCGUUUUCUCUCUCUUGUCCCGGAAUCGUGUGUGCGCGCGCGAGUUCGCCCAAGACACCGCGGUGUGAGGAGAACCCGAGAAGAAAGGAAGAAGCAACGAUAGCAAACCCGAAACAAUACACACAGUGCGUGCGUGUAUGUUUUGUGUGUGGUGUGUGCGUAUUGCUGUGUCUGCCUGCAAGGUGCAUUAAGCGAAAAGUAGCCCGCAAAAUAAGAGAAAAAAAACCCACAAAGUGCAACAGUUUUGUUUGGUGUGUGUUUGUGCAUGCGUUCGUGUGUGUUUACUAAACCGGCCAGGCAUAUUGUUUCAAGGCGCCUGUGGAAGUUGCCCAGUGGUUUUGUCUUAAACGGUACAACCGGCAAAGAAAAUUUUGGUCCGACUUUUCGUUCAACCAUUUUGUUGCCGUUAGCUUCCAAUGUGUGUCCUGUGAAAACCCUGUGUAAGUUGCAGUGUCAAGAAAUCCCUAGCAAAAGUGGCGUUUAAUUCGCAUAAAAUAUUACCCCAACAUAUAUGAAUGUGUGUGUGUUUUCUUGUACGUGAAUUUGUGUGUUUGAUGUGUGUGACCUACUUCAGGCGCUUUGCUACUAACUACGAAGGGAUUAGUUUGAUCUUGCUGUGACUGUUGUGUGUCUCGCCAGACCUGAGGAGUGAUCAAACGUAAUGUGUUUGAGCUGUUCAAAACGAGAGGUGUUGAUUGGAAGAAUCUCUUGAUGUCUCAGCAGUCUAAAGGUUGGUGUGGAAGUCUUCUUGAGCCAGUAGCAGCUGCAUCGUAACCAACUAUCGCUUGAUAAGGCUAAUGAAAAGUUCGACACAACUACUGAGCUCCUGCGAUUGGGCGUGAAAACUACGGAGAUCCCUCAAUCCCAACUAUUCUGGAGUAAGCUUUGACACCUUAAGCAGCGCGAUCGUGUUCUGAGGCGUGUCUGACACGGACAGUGACAGUCAAAACCAAAAACACAGCGAUCGGCUCGUGUGAAAGAACAGAAAAAAGGCGCGUCAGAGCUGUGUUCUGACGGCCCCGUAACCUCCUGGAGGAGCAUUGGUGCCCUUGCGGGAUUGAGGAUGAUAGUCCAUGACCUCCAGCACACCGGGAGCACUACGAACGGCCCUGCACUCGAGCGGCCACUGCACAUAACAACAGCGAACCCGAUCGGACACCCCGGGGAAUGAGCCGUGUGAAAACGGGAAUCUGAUCCAUAAAUCACAAAAUCCGAAGGAAAGAGAAAACACCCUCUGCCCCGAGGGCACGCGAGGCCUACGUUAAGUUGGGCAAUAAAUAACGCUAAAAGAAACCGGUGAAAAGGAAGAACAAAACGACAAAUCGAAAGAAGGGCAAGAAACUGCGAAGAAAACAAAAAACACGAGCAAAGAGAGAAAAGAGAAACGGAAAUCACGAUAAGCGUUCACGAAGGAGAAGAACUGAAACCGCGUAAAGGUAGCAAGCGAAACGAGCUAAGAACGAGCUGGAACAGCAGCAUAGAACGGCCAAAGGGGUUGGGUGAAAUUUGGUGUGUUUAAUCAAGACACGAUCGACGCAGGCUGGAGGCGCGAUCGAGGAAGUUGGGAACCGUUUCCUAACCCCAACAUCACCACCAGAACGCGCGCCGGACAUCCGGACCCUGGCAAUUGUGUCUAGUAAUUGUGUGUAAAGGGAAAACAAGAAGGUGUUGCGUGUGUUGUUUGGGUAUUUUGAUCGCACAAGUGUUACGUGGCUAAGAGAGCACAGCACCCCUGUACAGUGCGUGAGAGCAAGUGUGGGGUUCGAUUGAUAGAAUCGAUUAAAGGUAUAUCUCAUGUGACCAGUGUGUGUUUGGAUCGUGAAUUGUGAAAAUUGUGUAUUUGUAUUACUGUUCGAUUGGAAAGUUGAAAAAGGAAUCGAUUCAAGUUUUUACUACAGCUGCCAACACCACAUCUUCUGUAGAACGUGUUGAAUACGAUUUGUGUUUUCAAAGCCAUUUACAUUGAAGGAUCGCUCUCUAGAGAAAAGUUUUAAUCCAUAAGAUUCUUGUACAGAACAUUCAAAGCCGCAUUUAUCGACAACAAAAAAACUAUGUUUUAACUUGUAAAUGACACCGAUGCAGCAAAGAUAUACCUGUGGCAGUAACUAUACAGAUUGCCCAAUCAAACCAUGCACUAGUGGCCACUGUUCCGGUGGGAAACGUGAGUCAGCUAUAACAACCACCAGCAUCCCGCGGAAUCGAACGAAAACGACGACCUUAACGGUUUCGAUGAUACACAAAACGAUGGCACCGCCGACCAGGACGACGAUGGCGUUAUGCUGCUGGUGCCUGCUGCUAGCAGUGCUGGUAACGACGGACGCCCUGCCCAUCACCUCCAAACCGCUGGACAACAAUCCGGACCAUCUGACGUGGGAAGCUGCGUGGCUAUCGGAGGACAGCCGGGCACCGAUGCCGCUCGGCGGGAAGUCGAAAAAAAUCACUCCCAAAUCGAUCUUUAUCACACCGUUCCUCAACAGCUACAACACGUCCGCCUGUCCACCGGACUACAAGGUGGACUACAAUGGCAAGUGUAUCCAGGUUGUGAGCAUCAACACGGCCGACAUACUGGUGACGAAGCUGCAGAGUCUGUUCUCGCAGCACGGUGACGGUGGUAGCAAUGGUGGUACGGGAGAAGAUGACUACGACUACGAUUACGAUUCGACGGGACCGUUCCACGUGAAUCUUCCGCUCAGUAUUGAUUUACCACCGGAACCACCGCAACCACCCAAGGCCCAAGUUUCGCAGACAACCCAGCUAACGUACAAGGAUAUCCCUGGCCCGAGCUUUUACGACAGCGCGAUGGUGGACAUCACCACCGUUGAUCAGGACAAGGCAAAGAUAACGACCGUGUCGGUAAGCGACCCGGAAAAACCAUCCUCCGAGAAGCCCUUUCUUGCCACGUCCACCUCCAGCACAUCCUCCGAGCCGGCCCAGGUGGACCAAAGUAACGCCGAAAGUACGCACACCGACAUCUCCUUUCUCGCGUUCGAAACCCUCCCCAACGGAACGCUGGUCGGUCAGGUCGAGCUGGAAGCAAACAAUAGUACGGUGGUGCAAAGCAUUUUUGUUUCAUCCACUACAACUGAUGUACCAGUGGCCGACGGUAGCAGCACAGCGGAGUCUACGUACACUGAGCUCGCUAGCAGCACCGGUACAACGACUGAUCGUGCUGCUGAUACAGCUGGUACGGAUGGUGGUGAUGCGGUAGUGAGCACCGUGCUCUCCACGCAGGACGUACCGACCACCACGACGAAAGAGGAGGAGGACGCAACGAUUACUACGGACGUUAGUAGUACUGGUGCGGCGAGUACUACCGAGCAGGAUGAGUCGGAUAUGGAGGGGAUGAAACUGGAGUUGGAAGAGGAACUACUGCUGAUGGAUAGUAAUCGCAGUUCGCUAGCUCCGCUAGAUGCAUCCACUACGGACAUAUCUGAGAUGGACCUGGACACACUUCCGACGGCGGAAACGCUUCCUAGCGAUGAACCCACGGUUGUAAACAAAGUUCCAGAAUCUGUGGCAGUGAGCACCACAACCACCACCGUUCCACCGCCUGUACGUCCUCUCAUGCCGAUACCUACGAAGCCUUCCGUGCAGAUCAUUACACCGAUCAAGGGCAGUUGGGAUUUGGGAUUCAGAGGAUCAGCACAUCUGCUACCUGCUAGCCAUCUCAUCCAACAGGAUCGAACAACGCGCGCUACACCGGAAACAACCACGCAAGCGAUCAAUGUGGAGAGAUCCACCCAGCCACCAACGGUUCUGAACGUCCGGCAAGACUCUCCGGAGGAUAAGAAGAAUAGCGAGGAAGUGGAUCGUCACGAGGCUCAGCAUGCGCUUCGGGAAGCGAACGAAGCUAGUAAUCGUUUCGUGUAUCAUCAUCUCCCUGCUGCAACGUUCGUAUCGACAACUGCAGCGAGUGUGUCCUCCAGCGAAUCACCUGAGACCACCACCACGAGCAGUAUCUUGCAGGUUCAGCCACUCGCAUCCACUCCGGCUGGCAGCAACAAUAACAACUAUCUCGACCAGCUGCGUAAAAUAAACGAAAUCGUAGCAGAAAAACGACGUCACCAGCAGCAACAGGAGCAGCAGCUCGGCGUGAGCUCAUCCAGCACGCGCAUUCGGUUCCCGUCGCGCGAUGAAGAACAGCUAUCUGUGGCUGCGAGCAAUAACUACCAGCAGCAGCAGCAACAGGCGAACGGCGUACGAUUUCCCGGUACGUCCACGAACCGUCUAACGCCAGUUAGCAGCAAUCGUCUGCCGGAUAUCUUCCCGAAGAAGACACCGGACAGCACGACACAGCGGCCUGCCUUCUGGUGGCUCCCAUCCGGUUGGGAGGUAGACCAGACAGGCAACAAACCGAUGCUGUUACGCUUCUGGUCCCGGAUGCCCCUCGUACGUGACAGCUCACUGCAGCCAUCGACAACGGGAAGCGCCAACAACGAACCCGCUGAUAACACUUCCGGAACGAACAACAACCGAUGGCGUUCGGCGACAGGCUUCCAGCAGCAGCAGCAGCAAUCACAGCAGACGACAGGAACAUCACACCCGGUCGCGACGGCCCGGGGCAACUCGAAAAGUCCGAGCGAAAACUUCUACAAGGAAGUUUCGGCCCAGGAAGUCUACAAGGUGAUGAACGCCCGACAGCUGAACCAGCACCAUCAGAGAUAAGCCAGCUUCUCGUCGUUGUCGUCCCCCACACCAUCCCUCCCAAAAAAACACUACCCUGCCCACAAAACCAGCCCCUCGAAAGCCCUUGUCUUCCACGGUGGGGCUUCACGCCAACACGGGAACACGGGCGGGACAGCGGGCAAACCUUUACCAAAGUCCACACCAGCAGGCUUCGCAAGUCCAGCUUUAAGUAUUACGUAAUAUAUCCAUGUCUACCACUGGCGCUAAUCCUAAUCCGACGGGAAGCUGCUAUAGAAGUGUGUUGAGUGUAAUUUAGUGCGCGUGUGCGUGCGUGUUUCUGUACAGAUGAGAGCCGUGAGCCGGAGAUGUAGGGAUUAUCCUUGUCGGUGGUUACACCGAGGAUUGACGAUAGGCUAAGGAUGGGUGUAGUAAACACUGUGCCCGAGCUUUCUAAUUUCACCACCCAAACUCUUGCGUCUCUCUUUCUCUCUCGUCUGAUCUUUCAGCAACACCCUGUUUGUAGAUCGUCCUCCAUAUGUACCGUCCUACGUUACAAAUCUGACAAUCUGUGAUAUUGUGUUUGAAAGUUGCUUUCUUAUCGAGUGUAAGAAUUUGUGGCAAACUUUUAUUUUACCUUUCAUUUUUUUGCUCCUUCAGCAUUCUUAAUUUUAUGUUACAUUUAAGACCCUUACGCUCAACGCUCGAAGGUGUUGCUGUUUAUUUUUACCAACUACCUUACCUUACUUCCUUUUUUUUAGAACAACGCUAAAGAAGUAUUUUCAUACCUUGAAAGUACUAAUCUUUCCAAAGGACCUUCCAGUUGCGGUAAGCGUGGAUACGAUCUUACGACAAAGCAGGGUGAAAGAUCAGACCUUUUUUUUUGAAAUUCAUAGCGUCCAACUAUUGCAUACACGCCCUCAAAGAAUGUAUUGCAAGAGUAUUUAGUUUCUGGGUAGUGUGCGAUAAGGACUGCAACCCAACUUCAUCACGAUCGAAUCAACAAUUUCUGCAGCAACAUCAGCAGCUGUACCUAGUACCUUUCGUUAAAACCUCCCUAACCAGACCCUGACUAAUUGUACAUAUAUAUAAAUGUAGCAGCAAACGAUAUACCAUUGUAUUAAGACGUUUAAUGUGUAGUAGCAAGAUUAGCGUUUAAGAUUUGUAUUAUCUAUUAGACGUCUAGGCGCUAGAACUGUACUCCGUACUCACCAACAACACGCACAAACGCUCACUGCGCAUACACCGCUGUUUUAAAAUGACUUGGAGCAGUUAUAGACCUAAUGUUGUAUGACGUAAGAGACCGAGGAAUCUAGAAGAGAAAAACUCCCAUUUUAUCUACUUAUCUACCCAUGGACAUACUUACUAUAAAGCUACGAAGGUGCGAUACGUUGUGUGCAAAAGCAAAGCAAAAACUCUGUUACUUAUAUGUUACUACUAUUACACUCACAGAACGUGUUACGUUUAGAUGAAGCCGUGUUAGAAGAAGCGUGUGCAUUAGAAACUUAAACAAACUGCUCUUGUUUGUGCAGAUACAGUACAGUGUACCGCGUCGUCUGCCGAUCUGCAUCUUACUAUACUUUCGCACGAUUUUAAAACUCUCUGGCGGAUCUUAUCUCCAGUUUCUUGGAUGUGCUACUAUUAGCACUUAGUAGUAGUAGUAGUAGCAGUAGUGGCAGUAGCAUCAGUAGUAGUAAUAGUAGCGUCUGCUACGUCAAAAUUUUCGUGUCCGGAUGUAUGUGCCAAAUAUAUGUAUGUAUGUA
Messenger RNA from Anopheles stephensi (Asian malaria mosquito), 6438 nucleotides. RefSeq names its product mucin-17. The coding region runs from base 2120 to 4717 and encodes 865 amino acids. The record is from RefSeq and is a predicted model, not a curated record. NCBI's taxonomy places the organism in Eukaryota, Metazoa, Arthropoda, Insecta, Diptera, Culicidae. The transcript is spliced from 6 exons.